Molecule: messenger RNA, 2628 nt
Organism: Paraglomus occultum
Lineage: Eukaryota; Fungi; Glomeromycota; Glomeromycetes; Paraglomerales; Paraglomeraceae
Source: the annotation of a GenBank genome assembly
AUGACUGACCGCAAACGCAGAAGAGACGCUAGCCCAACGAACAGUCCUGUUCCUUCGGAUUCAAUACCACCAUUUAGUCCUAUUGGCAGCCCACUGUCUGAUAGCGAUGCCUCCGCUGUUGAGGACAAUGUUAUCGAGGAUGAUAGUAAUUCUAUCGAAAGCGAAGACGAUCAAGGAGAGGAUUUGUUCGGAUCGGAUAUGGAAGCAGACUACCGAGAAAAUCGUCGGCAAGAUCGUUAUGAAAGUGAACAUGUGGACGACCAAAUAUAUGAUCCUAUAGAUCCAGAAACGCGUAGGAUGGCUGAGAGAACUAUGUACCGAAGAGAUGUAGAAGAGGGACGGCUUCCUGCAGCUUUUGAUGACGAUGAGGACAGGCGAUAUGAUGUCUUUAGAGCUCGAGGUCGGUUUUUCGACGAUGUUGACGACAUGGAUUUGGAAAUUGCCGAAGUGGAAAUCGACCCAGUUAAUUUGGGUGAUAUAAAAACAGCAUCAAUCAAUGAAUGGGUUACAUCUGAGGGUCCGCGUAAGGCAAUCAAAACAAAAUUUAGAUCCUUCCUGGCGAGUUACAAGGAUUUUAAUGGUAAUCCUGUGUAUGGAGCUCGCGUUAAAACACUUUGCGAAGAACAAAUCGAGUCUUUGGAAGUAAGUUACAAACAUUUAGCAGAGGCUGAACCGAUAAUAGCCGCAUUUCUUGCAAAAGCACCUGCAGAAAUGUUAAAAAUAUUUGAUGAAGUUGCAUUUAAAGUUGCUCUGCGAUAUUACCCUAACUAUGGGGAGAUUCAUCGAGAAACACAUGUUCGCAUAGUCGACCUACCCACGUUUCACACUCUGAGAGAUCUCAGGCGAACACACGUAAAUACAUUAGUACGCAUCUCGGGUGUUGUGACAAGACGAACUGGAGUGUUCCCGCAAUUGAAAUAUGUUAAAUUUAACUGUGCCAAAUGCGGAAACGUCAUGGGACCAUUCUACCAAGACAUUCAGAAUGAAUUAAAGAUCAGUCAUUGUGUCCAUUGUGAAUCACGCGGGCCAUUUUUAUUAAAUGCUGAACAAACGUAUUACCGGAAUUAUCAAAAAAUUACUCUUCAGGAGACUCCAGGGAGCGUCCCUCCCGGGCGGUUACCGCGCCAUCGUGAAGUCAUUUUAUUGUGGGAUUUGAUUGAUUCAGUCAAGCCAGGAGAAGAAAUUGAAGUUACGGGCAUUUAUCGUAAUAAUUUCGAUGCAGUACUGAACGUAAAAAGUGGGUUCCCAACAUUCGCGACUAUCAUCGAAGCUAAUUAUAUAAGCAAAAAGGACGAUCUAUUUUCAAACUUUCGAUUAUCUGAAGAGGAUAAACAAAGACUUGAGGCUCUAAAAAAAGAUGAAAAUAUAGGAAGCAAGAUAAUAAACAGUAUAGCACCAUCAAUUUACGGACAUGAAGAUAUAAAAAGAGCUAUUGCAUUGUCAUUAUUCGGCGGUGUCCCAAAAAACGUUGGAGGGAAGCAUCGGUUACGAGGUGACAUUAAUGUUCUGUUAUUGGGUGAUCCAGGAACUGCCAAGUCCCAGUUUUUGAAAUAUAUUGAGAAGACUGCACACCGAGUUGUCUACACCACUGGACAGGGUGCGUCCGCUGUCGGUCUCACUGCUUCUGUGCGGAAAGACCCUAUUACCAGAGAAUGGACGCUGGAAGGCGGUGCUCUUGUAUUAGCAGACAAGGGCGUAUGUCUGAUUGACGAAUUUGACAAAAUGAAUGAUGCUGACAGGACUAGUAUUCAUGAGGCAAUGGAACAGCAGAGCAUAUCGAUUUCGAAGGCCGGAAUAGUGACAUCACUUCAAGCUCGGUGUGCAGUUAUCGCUGCAGCAAAUCCUGUCAGAGGCCGAUACAAUACAUCUGUCCCCUUCUCACAGAACGUAGAUCUCACAGAACCUAUUUUGUCUCGCUUUGAUGUCAUGUGUGUGGUCAAGGAUAUUAUUGAUCCGACCACAGAUGAGACUUUGGCCAAGUUCGUUGUAAACAGUCAUAUGCGAAGUCACCCUGAUUGUCAGAGUACUGAAGAACAGACCCUCUUACAGUCGAUGGAUCUCAUAGAUCAGGAGACUUUGCGUAAAUAUAUUAUGUAUGCGAAAGAAUUAGAACCUAAACUGCACCAGCUCGAUCAGGACAAACUAUCUCAGCUAUAUUCGGACUUGCGCCGCGAGGCUGGCGAUAGCAUACCGAUUACAGUGCGUCAUUUGGAGUCUAUGCUCCGCUUAGCCGAAGCCAAUGCAAGAAUGCACCUUCGCACCCACACGAACUCUUCUGAUGUAGACGUUGCGAUAGAUGUUGUGUUACAAAGCUUUUUUGCUUCUCAAAAGUAUUCAGUGGCGAGCAGGUUACGGCGGACUUUCGCGAAAUACAUCAAUAGAACUCGUAAUUACCAUGAAAUACUGCUGCACGUAUUAAACACGAUAGUGCGAGAAAAAGUAAAGCUAAUGAGAGCAGAGAGACCGGCUGACGCACCAAACAGAGUUGCGAUUAACAAAACUGAAUUACAGAAUCGGGCAAAGAAUUUGGAUAUUCAUACAAUCGAACCAUUCCUAAAAAGCAAUGAGUUCAAGAAAAACUUCAAGGAAGAGGGAAAUACGAUAGUGAAGCUCUUUGCUGAGGCAUAA